Molecule: messenger RNA, 960 nt
Organism: Alternaria viburni
Lineage: Eukaryota; Fungi; Ascomycota; Dothideomycetes; Pleosporales; Pleosporaceae
Exons: 2
Coding region: 1-960 (319 amino acids)
Source: RefSeq, a predicted model, not a curated record
AUGACCGAGACAGAAGUAGAGAUCGUUACCGCGAACUUGACAAGGCUUUAUGUAGAGCCCCCAACCGAUAAGAUACCCGGUUCUGCAUUGGACAAGCAGCCUGCAAGCAUACCCGCAGGCAACAGUUCUCUCGAUGAAUCCAUCAAGGAUGAUCGCGCAUGCGAUUUCGCCAGUAUCACCCCCUCCAAGGUUCCUCAGCUUUCACAAGUUGAUUCCCACGAGGAAGGGGCAGACAGUAUUACCCUUGUCAAGUCACAACUUGCCCAGGCACAGGAAGAACUGCGAAAUAUCGGACAUGAACGAAUGAAACGUCUUGAAAAAGGACGCGUACUCAGGGAGAGACUCAGAAAAUGUGAGGAUGAAUUAAAGCAGACACAGCUCGAGAAGCUACAGCUCGAGCAGCGCGAUAGCGAGUUGCAAGAGUUGGACGGAAGAUGCUCUACGAUCCCUGACGACAUACACUUCGAAAGGAAUCCUCAGGGCGAUUUGACAGUGCAGGUUGUCUUUUCUAGGACGUUCACCUUCACGCCAAAAUACAUCUCUCGAACCGUCACAAGUUGGGACAGAGCCGCUAUUGGCUGCUUGAGACUGGAUGGACGCCUGUACAACGCUAAAUCUGGGAAGACGCGAGAGGAUUUUGGCGACUUCAUUAAUAGUGACCAUUGGACCUCCAAAGCUCAAGACCUUGCCGAGAUGGUCAACAUCAAAACGAAGAAAGGAUUUGCUACUCAUGUAGAGCCACAGUUGAUGGCCUUUUACAUCACCCGCACUCUUUCGGAGUCGGGAUACAGCCUAGAAGACUUCGUCAACACGCCAAUAGUUCCUAUCGAGGAGAGUUGCACAGAACUCAAGAAUAUCAUCAUCAAUGUUAGCGAGCCGAUAUGCGAAAAAUGCACAGAGCGCACCAAAUGCAAAGAGGUCAUGAGCGACCAUUUGUACACCACUCAUCCGCGCGGUUAA